CCAAUGAACUUUUAUAUUGCAGUCAACCUGAGAGGAUCAAUUAUUUACUUAUCUUAACGCGAUAACCUCGGUCGUUCUACAGGCGAACUCGUUGAGGAACGAAAUAGAAAUAAUUAGCGUGGCCACUUUCACAAUCUGUUACAUCUUUGCGUGCACACUGGUUUUUCAGCGCAGAGGGUAGGGGUAAGAAGAUGGUAGUUUUUGCGCUAAGGCAUAGAAGCGAACUCUAGAAGGCGUUGUUAUUUUUCCCUGCUCUGAAGCUUUAUCGCCGACCUACAGAGGAAACGACACCGACUACGUUGAAAUAACCCUCAGCAGCAAUGUUCCCUGUAACUAAAACUCUGAUCCUGAUUGGCAUUGCUUUAAGCAUCGCAACAGAAUCGGCCACGUCCACCAUCAACCAAAAGGUUCCACCUCUCCAUCAUCGAAUGACAAAAAGGGAGAUAUCAAAAUAUUUUGGAGCUAACUCCCACUCAGAAGUACCUGAGUAUGAAGUCAUUUCGCCAUUCCAAGCAGACGAAACUGGGACAUUUCUUUCUCAUAAACUUAACAAACGUAGCCGCACGAAGCGAAGUGUAGAUCAACCGAACAAUUGGUUUUAUAAUGUGGAAGCGUUUGGUUUCACACUCCAUUUGAACGUUACCAAGUCAAGACAUAUAUUAGCUCCAGGAACCAUUGUAGAAACAGUACAUGAAAAUGGAAGCAAAUCCUAUACUACACCACCCAAGAAUACUUUAUACAGUGGCCACGUGGUGUCCCAUCCUGGUUCUGUAGUUGCCGUCAGCAACCAUGAUGGACUGAGUGGCAUGAUUAACCUUGUGAAACAGGCGCUCUUUAUACAGCCACUACCCAACCACCUCGCAAAGGAAUAUGGGUCAUUUAGUGGUGCGCAUCCUCACUUGAUUUUCAAAAAGUCAGUGGGAGAUGUCAUCGGUAGAGGAUGUGACGUGUCAGAUUCUCACGAGAGAACGAAAAGAAGCUUGGAAACUACCAAAACAAAGCGAUCACGUGACGAACGUUCAGUAUCACAUAAGCAUUUAGAGGUUAUCAUGGUAGCAGACGAUUUGGUGGUAAAAAAUCGCGGGGAAGAAAAUCUGUCGAUGCAUCUACUUAUGUUGGCCCACUUAGUCGAUAACAUGUUUCACGACGAAAGUGUUGGAGAGAAAAAGGUAUCACUGGUAGUGAUUAAAGUGGUGAUCAAGAAAGAUGGGUUUGGUUACAAUUCUUCAGCCAGCAAUUAUGUCAGACUAAGUAAAGUCGAAGAUUGGGGUGGUUUAAACAUACCAAAACAAGACAAAGAUCCCGAACAUGCGGACAUCGUUAUAUUGCUGACGGGGGAAAGCCUCGGAGGUUUAGCCGCUGUGGGUUCUACUUGCUCCACAAACUUUGGCAAAACUGUUAACAAUGACAUUGGCCUAACAUCAGCCAUCAUUAUCGCUCAUGAAACAGCUCACACAUUCGGCAUUGGGCAUGAUGGGUCGAUAAAAGGCGAGCGGUGUAACGACGGCAAGUACAUCAUGGCAAGCGCUGUAAGCGACGGGGGAGAUGCAUUCAAGUGGUCAAAGUGCAGCAGCACUCGCAUUCAAGAAUUCCUCACUGGAUCCGGUUCGUCCUGUCUGGAUGACAACCCACGUGAUUUCCUUCACAUGCCCAGCAUCUUCCACAAGAAGCUGCCGGGACAGAUCGUGGACGCUACACUACAGUGUAGGUUGCAAUUUGGUCAAGAAUUUUUCCAUUGUCCCCAAAGAAAAGCCGACUGUAGUACCCUAUACUGUACCAAUGAUGGGUAUAGAUGCGUAUCUCGUAUAGCUCCGCCCAUUGAUGGUACGAGAUGCGGUGAUAGGCACUGGUGCAUAAAGGGUGAAUGUGAGGACGACGGCUCUCCGAUGAUUGACGGAGGAUGGAGUGAUUGGCAGGACACCCACUCGUGCACACGAACAUGCGGUGGAGGAGUGACUUGGAAAACAAGAACAUGUACCAACCCCGUGCCACAGAAUGGGGGUAAAAACUGUGAAGGAUCAAAAAAAGGAUCAUGGGAGACCUGUAACACACAGCCUUGCCCUGAAGGCUCCACAGAUUAUAGACUUCUUCAGUGUCAGGCCUUUGAUCCGAAAUCCGUGGUGUACUGGGGAUCAGAUCCAUGUAUGUUACAAUGCCGACGAGGAAGCUAUGCAACACCUCGAGGCCGCGUUAAAGACGGCACUCGAUGUAGCAGUAACCCCAUGAGCAAAGACGUCUGCAUUGAAGGAGUUUGCCAGCCCGUUGGUUGUGACAUGAGGUUAAAUUCAGGCGUGAAGUACGACCAUUGCGCUGUUUGCGGAGGCGACAGUUCCACUUGUAGCUUCGUCAGUGGGUUGUACACAGAAAACUAUCGUAAAUGGGGUCCAAAUAAGCCAGACGAGAUAAUCACCAUUCCAGCUGGCUCUACCAAUGUCUUUGCCAAGGUGAAAGAAAACACAGGAAAUAUGCUGGGGGUUCAGAGAGCAGCUGAUGGAAAGUGGGUUUACAGAGUGGCGUAUACAUGGAGCACCGUAGUGAAAGCAGCUGGAACAAAAGUCGCCUACGAUCACGAGGCCAACGUGUGGAAGGACAAAGUUGAUAUCCCAGGACCGACGAAAGAACCAUUGAAACUCAUGUACGUUUAUAUUAGUGGAGCAAAUCCAGGGGUGGAAUACCACUUUUUAUCGCCCCAAAAGAGUGAAGUAACCACUGACCAGGUAAAAUGGAAGAUUGAAGGCUGGGGCGUAUGCACUCAAGACUGCGCUGGAGGAUAUCGGACAAGACUUGUUGAAUGCGUCCGUGAAGAUGACGGCAGCUACGUCAAUGACAAGGUCUGCCUCAGGUCUGGAGCCAAAGCAGCGGUGCAGCAGGCUUGUAAUACACAACCGUGUCAGCCAGAAUGGUACCUGUCAGGUUGGCGGCCAUGUUCAAAAACCUGUGGUAAGGGGAUUCAACUAAGAACGAUUGUCUGCAGACGAAAGAUAAGUCAGGACCAUUACGAGACUGUUGACGAAUCCUCGUGUACUGAGAAAAAACCAGUCACAAACCUUCAGCAAGAAUGCAACAGGAUCGCUUGUCCGGCUGAAUGGAAACAUUUAGCAUGGAGUGAGUGCACACGAUCAUGUGGAGGAGGCACAAUGACUCGCAGUCUCAAGUGCAUGAAACUGAACGCGCAUGGAAUGCUGGUAUCUUUGUCGGACCACCAGUGCGUCCACGCCGUGAAACCCACCACUAAGGAAAAAUGUAAUACGGAUAUUGAAUGCCCAAGCUCCAUUCUUAGCCCGGAUGGCAAACGGUUCAUUCCCUUAGGAUGCUUCAAGGACACAAAGAAAUUCCGCGCUGUUCCGGAUUUUGUAAAAAGUAUGCGUGGAAAAAUUGACUGGAUUCACUUGGAAAACACCGUCAAAGAAUGCGCUCACAGUGUAACGAAAAAAAACUCUACUCUCAAGGUGUUCGCAAUACAGUUCUACGGGGAAUGCUGGACAGGAGUAGAUGCGGAAAAGAGUUAUAGCGAGUACGGUGCGUCUCCAAACUGUUGGAAAGGCGUGGGCGGAUCGCAGACCAAUUUUGUGUACGAAUUUAUCGAUGAUGAAGAUAAGAGUCCCUAGUUCAAUCCUUGCCACUGAGCGAAUGGCAGCCGAGUGACGACAACGGCAGAGUAUGAAUAUGAACGCCAAGCGUUUGCCCCAAUGAUUUCUUGUUGAGCAGUAUUUAAGUUAAUGAAUCUGCGCAUGAGCGAAUACGAGGAAUAAAUGUCUUAUCUCG
This is a messenger RNA of Stylophora pistillata, 3765 nucleotides long. RefSeq names its product A disintegrin and metalloproteinase with thrombospondin motifs 6. The record is from RefSeq and is a predicted model, not a curated record. Gene Ontology annotation, cellular component: extracellular matrix. Gene Ontology annotation, biological process: proteolysis; extracellular matrix organization. Gene Ontology annotation, molecular function: metalloendopeptidase activity. NCBI's taxonomy places the organism in Eukaryota, Metazoa, Cnidaria, Anthozoa, Scleractinia, Pocilloporidae.